This is a messenger RNA of Emiliania huxleyi CCMP1516, 321 nucleotides long. RefSeq lists its product as hypothetical. Bases 1 to 321 code for a protein of 106 amino acids. The record is from RefSeq and is a predicted model, not a curated record. NCBI's taxonomy places the organism in Eukaryota, Haptophyta, Isochrysidales, Noelaerhabdaceae. The transcript has a single exon.
AUGGUGGUCGUUGGCGAGCCGGUGAAAGCCGAGCCAUGCUUCACGGCGAGCCGCGAGUUCCAGCGGGCGGAGGCGAUGGCACACGUGCAGCAGGCGCGCGUACACGCGUAUGAGCGCGCGAUUCGUGACAGUGGCGACGGUUCAGUGCCGGGGGGGCUAGGUGGAGGAGCGGCGGGAACACACUCCGCGCGCCAGUGGCUCUCGGCCAAAGUGGCCAAUGCUGUCCGGCACGACGCCGAGCAGUUCGGCAUGUCCGGCGGUGAGAGCUCGACGGCGCUCACCGGCGAGCGUGUCGGGCGGGCGCGUGAGCUCGGAUGCUAG